AUGGCUCCCGCAUCCUCCGCCCUUACUACCAAGCCGCAGUCCGGCACCCCAUACCAGCUGGACACUAACCAGACGUUGCGCGCAGCCCAAGCACUUCUCAAGCACAUCAGUACCGAGACGAAGCGAACGGACGAGCAGUCCACCAAGAGGAACUUACUCGCGAACGACAAUACCGGCUCCGAUGAAGAAGCAGGAGAAGAGGACGAAGUACCAAUCUGGCUGAGCGUGACGACUAAGAAGCAUAUAACGGACCAGAAGCGGCUCAAACCUAAGGCGAUUCCGAUUCCCCACAGCCUACACAACUCUCCCACGAGUCGGAUAUGUCUGAUAACCGCCUCACCCCAACGAACCUACAAAGACCUAAUCGCCCACCCCUCCUUCCCCACCACCCUCUCCGCCCGCAUAAACCGCGUGAUCGACAUCAGCAAGCUAAAAUCAAAGUAUAAAUCCUACGAAAGCCGGCGCCAGCUCUUCGGCGAAUACGACAUCUUCCUCGCCGACGACCGCGUCAUCACCUUCCUCCCCAAAGUCCUCGGCAAGGUCUUCUACGGCACAACCGCGAAGCGACCCAUACCUGUCUCCCUGACCGGCAAUGCGAAGCCGCCGCCUAAGAACGCCGAGGGUCGACGCCCAGUGGAGAAGAGGCAGGACUCGAAGGGCAGGCCGCUGCCGGGUGGGGUGGGCUUGGUUGGCGAGCCGAAGGACGUGGCGAGGGAGAUUGAGAAGACGCUCUCGGCGGCGCUGGUGCAUCUUUCGCCGUCGACGACGACGGCUGUGAGGGUUGGGUUGGCGAGCUGGACGCCGGAGAAGGUGGUGCAAAAUGUGGAAGCGGUGGUGGAUGGGUUGGUCAAGAUCAUACCGAAGGGGAUGAGGGGCGUCAGGGCGAUACAUAUCAAAGGUCCAAACACGAUGGCGCUGCCGGUUUGGCUGGCGGAUGAGCUGUGGGAGGAUGAGGCGGACGUGUUGGAGAAGAAGUGGGCGCCGAAGGAGGCGGAGGAGCCGAAGAUGAUCGAGGGGGGCAAGGAGAAGAAGAACAAGAAAAGGAAAUCGAUGGAUGCGGUGGAGGAGGUGGAUGCUGAGAAGCCGAAGAAGAAGAGCAAGCAGUCGGGCGAUGAUGAUCUUGCCAAGGAGAUCGCGCUUCGAAAGGAGAAGCUGAGGAAGCAGAAGGAAGACGCCAUUGUCGAGGCUGGUGCUGUGCAACCUGCUGAUGGAGUCAAGGCGAAGAAGAACAAGAAGAGCAAGGCUGCUAUUGUCGCCUGA
Messenger RNA from Coniosporium apollinis CBS 100218, 1260 nucleotides. RefSeq lists its product as uncharacterized. Lineage: Eukaryota; Fungi; Ascomycota; Dothideomycetes. The coding region runs from base 1 to 1260 and encodes 419 amino acids. The record is from RefSeq and is a predicted model, not a curated record. The transcript is spliced from 4 exons. Gene Ontology annotation, cellular component: 90S preribosome.